This is a messenger RNA of Amphibalanus amphitrite, 2072 nucleotides long. Its product is annotated as neurotrophin 1-like. The record is from RefSeq and is a predicted model, not a curated record. The coding region runs from base 243 to 1202 and encodes 319 amino acids. Gene Ontology annotation, biological process: innate immune response; regulation of Toll signaling pathway; central nervous system formation. The transcript has 9 exons. Gene Ontology annotation, cellular component: extracellular region. NCBI's taxonomy places the organism in Eukaryota, Metazoa, Arthropoda, Thecostraca, Balanomorpha, Balanidae. Gene Ontology annotation, molecular function: Toll binding; growth factor activity.
GCCGGGUCGGAACCGGCCCGACCGGACUUCCCGCGCCGCCAGCUGACUGUGGGUGUGUGUGACGUCACUGGUGGUGGUGGCGGUGACGUCACUGGCCGCUGCGGUACGGGCCCGGCCGGCAGACGGCGGUCAGUCGCUGCGCCGCCGCGCCGGUGAGGGUUGUGCUGCCCGUGUCGGGAGAGAGGGAGGAGCACAGGGAGAGAGCGGGAGAGCUGGUCUCGCACACACACAGGGCGGCAGACAUGAAGGUGCUAUUGGUGCUGCUGUCAGCAUUACUGCUGGCCGAUCAGGCUCGGACAGCAAGCAUCAUUUUCCCAGAGGCUGAGCCGGAGCCGCCGCAGCCGUCGGAGCCCUCCCGGCAGCCGCUGGUGUUCCGCGACACACCGCCGUGCGCCCAGAACCCGACCGGGGUGUGCUCCAGCGAGGACAUACACGACUACCCCGCGGAGCUGAUCCGGCAGGCGCUGAACACAGCUAGCGGUGCAGCGCUCUCAGAGAUCACACGAGGCGACGAGGAAUUCCCCUCGAAUGUUUCGACGAUCGGUAUUCGUUUCGGCGGCAGCGUCCAUGACGACAACAACCUGGUCGACGAGACCGCCGCCUGCGCCGCCUCGGAGGAGAUAAUUUUCCCGACGAUGGCGAUGAACGAUAAAAAGGAAUGGCUGUACGUGGCCAAUGUGGACUCAAUGACCCAAGGCAUCCGCGUGGAAAAGUGCCUGGACGAGGGCAGGCCGUGUAAGAUAGGGGAGCUGUUCACAGUCUGCAAACAGAAGUACAUCUAUCGGAAAAUGCUGGCCAUGGACGCUAACCAGAAGCUGGAGGCGGACAACUUCCGCAUCCCCAGCACCUGCGCCUGCUUCGUCAAGAAGCUGACGACGCGUUUUAACGCCGGCGGCAACAAGUCGUCGCGCCGGGAUAAGCGCCGCUCCCGCUCCCGGUCCCGUCGCCAGACGGCGGACAGCGGGUUCGCCUUCUCCGGCGGAGAGACCGACGGUCUGAGCGGCUCGCCGCUGGACAACUCGCUGUCUGGCGGCGCGCCGGCGCAGGGCACCGCCCAGCAGAGCAUCGAGACGGAGGAGACGCUCAGCCCCUCCGACACCAUCGGCAGGCAGAAGGUCCGCUUCGCCGGAGAGAUUGUCGUCGAGUCCAACCCCAUCAUCGUCCAGAAAAAGCCGCCCAAGUCGGCCGGCCGGCGGAACUGAGCGCGGCGCCACCUGUGGACGGCGGCCACAAGCUGCAGUUCCAAAACCCGCCGUCGUGGCGCUGCUGUCGGCGCGGGGAAUAUGGCGGGCGUGGCGGUGAUUUGAAAUGUGGCUGGAUCUGACACGGGAUCCGAGAGAUCAACAACGACUGAGUGCUGCCGUGCGUUGCGGAUGGUACUCGUGUGUUCACCGAUACUCGGAUAUAUCUGAAGAGCUUGCACCGAGCUUUCGAGGGAACACCAGGUUCUAAAAAUCCCGUUCUUUUAUGGCAUCUGAAGAGGUCUCCGGUAUGAUGGGCUGUCGAAGGGCAAGUUUCCAAACGAGAAUUACCAUACGCGUUUUAUUUUAGGACUAGUGUUUAUCUUUGAAGAUGUGUUCCGUUGAAUAGUUUCGAGCUGCGUGAGAUCAGAGUGCUGUAAAUUACUCUUAUUCAGAAUGUGCCGUUAUGGCAUGUAUCAUUAACGCACUGUACGUCUACGCGCCCAGGCGCGGUUGGCACGAACAGUAGACGUACUUUUUGUCUAUCUACCGCAUUGUUUACAUCAGAUCCAUUCCACAGCGACAGCGUAGCUUAUUCCGUGGAAAGGAUUUUAUUCAGAUAGCUUUACAAUGGGCACGGGCAAUUUACUCUAUGAUAGGACGAACGCGGAGGGCGAUGUGAAGUACGGCUUAUGACGACCUGCUAGGGGACGCUUCCAUAAUAGCAAGCGUAGAAACUGUGCUUGAUAGCCUGUGUGAGAGGUUCCCGACGUUCCCAGGUCACUGUCGCGGGCCCGAAGACAAUAAUCCGCUGUGAAGUGUUAUUCAGAAAAUGGUCAUUUGUGAGUUACAGUGGCCCACGUUUUACAUCGAUACCCUACGACGAACUUU